AUGGCAACAGAUUCUUUCCACGGCGCUCAUGCUGCAGCAGGUCCAUCCGAAAUGGGCAUGUCCCCUUCAACAGGAAACCUGCUCCGGAUGUUUCAGGAAUACCAGAGCAACGCUGUCAUCCUCGAGCAUUACAACUUCACGGGAAAGCUGAAGGAGAACAAAUACAAAGAAGGACUCAAGCCGGAGGCAAUUGCCUUUCUUCUGGUCUGCCUGCUUAUCAUUUUAGAGAAUGCGGUGGUGCUCGCAGCCAUCUGGAAGAACAAAAAAUUCCAUCUGCCAAUGUACUAUUUGUUGGGCAACUUGACUCUCUCGGACCUGCUGGCAGGUUUCACCUACAUGGUGAACUUGAUAACGUCUGGUGCCAACACAUUAAACAUGACCCCUGUGUUGUGGUUUCUAAGAGAAGGAGGGGUUUUCAUCAUGCUGGCCGCAUCCGUCAUCAGUCUCCUGGCCAUCGCUAUCGAGCGUCAUGUUACCAUGGUGAGGAUGAAGCCUUACCAGGGCGACAAGCAAGGCCGAAUGUUCGCCCUGAUCGGCGCCAGCUGGGUACUGUCAGUGCUGCUGGGCGUUCUACCUGUUCUAGGUUGGAACUGUAUGGGUCGGCUGAACCAGUGCUCCACCGUCCUUCCGCUCUACGCCAAGAGUUACAUCCUCUUCUGCGUCACCGUAUUUAUCGCCAUCCUAAUGUCAAUCGUGGUUCUCUACGUGCGCAUUUUUCGCAUUGUGAAGUCCAACACCCAGCGUCUUGGCUCAGGCCCGCAAAGAAAAGGCCUGUACCGGAAGUCGCAGAAGUACAUGGCCCUGCUAAAGACUGUCACUAUAGUUCUGGGAGUCUUCAUUGCAUGCUGGCUGCCCCUCUUCAUCCUCCUGUUGCUCGACUUCUUCUGCCCGACUAAAAGCUGUCAAGUGCUUUUCAAGGCUGACUACUUCCUGGGAAUCGCCAUGUUCAACUCCCUUCUAAAUCCCAUCAUCUACACUUUGACAAGCAAGGACAUGAGGAGGGCCAUCCUCAGGCUGCUUUGCAGUAGCUGCCUUUUAACUAAAGAUGGACAAGUGAAAAAGAUCGGGAUGCCCUUCCUGGAGUGCAGCACCAGUAAGACGGACGCUGCCUCACAUAGAUUGGAGGGAGUGGAAACCACUGUGUCUUCUGGAAAUUUUACACCUUCUACGAUAAAAGCUAUCUUUCCUAAACUCUCCAAGACAUGA
Messenger RNA from Nerophis lumbriciformis (worm pipefish), 1206 nucleotides. The record is from RefSeq and is a predicted model, not a curated record. NCBI's taxonomy places the organism in Eukaryota, Metazoa, Chordata, Actinopteri, Syngnathiformes, Syngnathidae.